GCUAAAUCUUUAUUGGACGGAGCAACUAAAAUAUAUAUAACAGGAAAUGACAUCAAAUUCUUGAGUUCCAUUGAGUAAAAGAAAAACUUGUUUUGUUUAUCUGUUCACUGUAUUACGAUUUGUAAAAUCUCAUGAUCUUGGACAUACUUAUGGAUUUGUUUUGUUAAAUAUAAUGCUGAUAUUUUUCAGAAACAAGUUCCACUUCUUUUAAAAUGUCCAAGUCUAGCAAAUCAGAAUCAGUAAAAGUGGUUGUAAGAUGUCGACCACUGAACGAGAAAGAAAUAGCAGAAGGGCAUUCACGGGUUGUAGAAAUGGAUGUCAAAAAAGGUGUGAUUGAGGUGAAAAAUCCAAAGGCAGGUAAUACAGAACCACCCAAAAAGUUUACAUUUGACUCAGUGUAUGACUGGAACUCCAAGCAGCGUGACUUGUAUGAUGAGACCUUUUAUGCCUUGGUUGACUCUGUGUUGCAAGGUUUUAAUGGAACAAUAUUUGCUUAUGGACAAACUGGCACAGGGAAAACACACACUAUGCAAGGUCUGAAAACCAGUAGAGAGGAGUGGGGUGUGAUCCCUAAUUCUUUUGAGCAAAUAUUUCAGCAUAUUUCUCAGUCUCAGAACCAGCAGUACCUUGUCAGAGCCUCAUACUUAGAAAUCUAUCAGGAAGAAAUUAGAGACUUGUUGUCUAAGGACCAAACUAAACGAUUAGAGUUGAAAGAGAGAACAGAUACAGGGGUUUAUGUCAAGGAUUUGUCCUCAUUUGUAACAAAGAGUGUGAAAGAAAUAGAACAUGUGAUGAAUGUGGGCAACAACAACAGAUCUGUUGGUGCUACCAACAUGAACCUUCACAGCUCCAGAUCUCAUGCUAUAUUUAUUGUAACUGUUGAAUGUAGUGAGGAAGGAGCUGAUGGUGAGAACCAUAUACGUGUAGGUAAACUCAAUAUGGUUGAUCUCGCUGGCAGUGAGAGACAGAGUAAAACUGGAGCUACAGGUGAAAGGUUAAAAGAAGCAACAAAAAUCAAUUUGUCACUGUCCACUCUCGGUAAUGUCAUCUCUGCCUUGGUGGAUGGGAAGAGUACCCACAUUCCAUACAGAGACUCUAAGCUGACCAGACUGUUACAAGACUCAUUAGGAGGUAAUGCAAGAACAGUAAUGGUAGCUAACAUUGGUCCAGCCAGCUAUAACUAUGAUGAAACAAUAACAACACUCAGAUAUGCCAAUCGAGCCAAGAACAUUCAGAAUAAGCCUGUCAUCAAUGAAGAUCCAAAAGAUGCUCUUCUUAGAGAGUUUCAGGAAGAGAUUAUGAGGUUAAAGUCACAGCUGGAGUCUAAAGGUGGACCGAAGAAGAAAAAGAAAAGGAGGUCACGUAAAAAUAGAGAUGGUCAGGUAACUGAAGGGGAUGAGGAUGAAGAUGAAGGGGAAGACGAGUCUAAUGAAAAUGAAGCUGAUGCCUACCUUAGAGAACAGCAAGCUAAACUAGACCAAGAAAAGGAAGCUAUUUUAGGGAACCAGUCGCUUAUUGCAGAAGAAAAGGAAAAACUCUUGUCAGAAUUAACAGAGAAAGAAAAUAGAAUGCAGCAGGAACGUGAACAGAGAGAUUUGUUGGCUACUAAAAUCAAGGCAAUGGAGAGCAAACUGCUUGUUGGCGGUAAAACUAUUGUAGAUCAUACUAAUGAACAACAGAGAGCUCUUGAACAAAGGAGGAGAGAAAUAGCAGAGCAGCAGCGUAAAGAGCGUGAAAUGCAGCAGAAGUUGGAAGAGAAAGAAGAAACAGCUGUGGAGUUUAGAGAGACCUACCAAUCUCUACAACAGGAAGUAGAUGUGAAGACUAAAAAACUAAAAAAGUUGUUUGGCAAGCUCCAAGCAACUCGUCAGGAUAUACUAGAUCUUCAGGAGGAAUACACUAAAGAGAGGCAGGAGCUAGAGCAAACUCAGAUGGAGCUAACAAGGGAGCUCAAGUUAAAAAUGUUGAUUAUAGAAAACUUUAUCCCAACAGAGGAUAAAGUGAAAAUACAGAACCGAGCUUUCUUUGAUGAAGAGGACGAUACCUGGAAACUGAAACCUUUGGCCAAUAAGAAUGCUGAAACCAUGGCCAAACGCCCAGUUUCUGCAGUUGGUAAUCGACGACCCAUUUCUGAGUUUGCUAGAGUAGCUGCCGGUAUGGGAGGUAGUUAUCGUUAUAAGGCUGAAAACAUUAUAAAUAUAGAACUGGACAUGCCUAACAGAACAACACGUGACUAUGAGGGACCAACUGUAGCUCCACGUGUUCAAGCAGCUCUGGAUGCUGCUUUACAAGAUGAAGAUGACAUAGAAAUAAAUGGGAGUUUGUUUAGUUCCAAAUCACCAUCCAAAAAGAAGAGUUCCACCUCAAGAGUCAAGACCGGCACCAGAAGAGCAGAUGAACAAAAGUACCCAGUGUCCAGAGGUUUGGUGCCCAAGUAGAAAUAAACAAUUAUCUCAGCUGACCAAUUGACGGACACAACAAUGUUAUUGAUUUUAUUUGUCUUAUUUAUAAAUUGUCCUGCAGCUUGUAUUGGAUGAAGAAAUUAGUUUUGAAAUGUUGUACAGGGUAGUCAUAAGAAAAUACAUUCAUUGUGAAUAUGAGCACAUUUUGCAUAGGUUAUCCCCCCCCCCCCCCCCCCCCUUUUUCCCCCCACCAACACUUGAAGAAAAAAGUUUUGAUGGUAAUACAUUUUUAAGACGUAUUCAUUUAUUUAAUUGAUUUAAUUUAACAUUAUUACUUUAGAAUUUAAUUAACUAGAAGAAAAAGAUUGAAACAUGUAUAGGGUUGGCUACAACUGUAAAACUUGAUGAAAAUAUUGAUCAGAAGACAAUUCUAAAAAUAUAAUAAAAUUGUACUGAUAUUGUCAGUGUACUAUUUUAUUGCAUACAUCAAGCAUACUCAAGCAGUGUCACAAAAUCGUUUGCAAAUGUUAGUAUGACCUUAUUUUUAAAUCUUGAGCUUCAUAAAUCUAUUAAGGUCUGUUUCUGCUUUUAAAGUAGGUAUAUAUGUGGACACAUAUAUUUGUUGCUUAGAUGUUUUAUCUAUUUUAACUCUAAUUAUCAACGUUAUAGCCUAUCAACUGCUUCUAUCAUAGACAGGCUUUACGUUUUAAGCAAUUUUUGGUUUUUACUAAUAAGACUCCUGCAGGAAAUGAAAUAUGUUGUUUAUAUUUCUCCUUAAAAUUUCAUAAAUUUUUUUUACUGUACCUAGGGGUUUAGGGUGGGUUUAGGGUGGGUUUAGGGCUGGGUUUAGGGCUGGGUUUAUUAAAUCAAAGAUUUUGUAUCUCCAGGUUUAGGGCUGGGUUUAUUAAAUCAAAGAUUUUGUAUCUCCAAGCAGUGGCGUAGCUAGGGAUUAGGGGGUCCAGGGGGUUUGAUCUAUUUAAGGGCCGCUGCAUUUUGACCUUUGACAUCAAGAUAUGAGAUAAUGGCAUAUUUAAUGUAAAAUCUAAUUUUGGACACUCUUUGUGGGGGCCCAGUGAGAUUUUCAAAUUGCCCCCCCCCCCCACCUUAGCUAUGCCACUGGCUCCAAUGAUGUGAUAUAAGAUUUAGACACUAGGGGGAUUAAUAAAAAAUGUAAAAUUGGAUUAGGUAUUAAACUUAAAAAUAAUUAUUUAUAAUAAAAAAAAUACUACUGUAUUUGUAGGGCAAGAAACUUAUUUUAUACCACUGUAAGUUGUGUUUUGGCUGUGAAGUCAGUGAACUUAUUGCAAGCAUGUUGUAUGCAUUUCAUUUUUAUUUAUUUUAUGCCAUGUGAAUUUAAAUCAAUGAGUAAGCAAACUGUGAUGUUGAACUCACUUGGCCAGGACCUACCUGCCCCAUGAAGUUCAAAUUAUUUCUGCAUCAGCUAGUUGUUAUUACUGUCUUAAUGAGUCUUAAUUUAAUUUAUUUUUUUUUCAUAUGCUAUUUUUCUGCAUGCAUUUCUCACAAUUCAUUUUGCAUCGCUCAUGAAAAUAUAAAAAAUGGGUUCAAUAGAACUAUUUAUAAUUUUGUAGAGCAUAUUAUUUAGCAUCACCAACAAUGUUGAGUUUGUGACAUUAUAUUACAGAAAUCCCUCCAUUAUUUAUUUUUUUUUUUUUAAUCUCAGUAAGUAUUGCUUUUAAAUCUUAGUUUAUAAUGGUUUUUAUGUUGUCUUUUUUUUUAUAUUUUAUUUUGUAUUUGUAAAAUAAGAAAAAAAAGGUACUGAUUUAUAUUUUGUUUUUAAUGUCUUUAUAUAUAAUAUGACUUGAAAAAUAAAAUUAUUUUUCAUCUCAAGUGAAAAUUCAUCA
Biomphalaria glabrata is the source of this 4264-nucleotide messenger RNA. Its product is annotated as kinesin-like protein KIF3B. NCBI's taxonomy places the organism in Eukaryota, Metazoa, Mollusca, Gastropoda, Planorbidae. The record is from RefSeq and is a predicted model, not a curated record. Gene Ontology annotation, molecular function: ATP binding; microtubule motor activity; microtubule binding. Gene Ontology annotation, biological process: microtubule-based movement. Bases 213 to 2438 code for a protein of 741 amino acids. The transcript has 24 exons.